UGAGUCAGCUCUGUGGUCUCCCAGCAACACAGUGUAAAUAACUCGGUGUUCUUUCUGCAGGCUAAAGCGCAAGAGAGUGGAGGAGAAAUGAAUGAAACACUGGUUUGAUGCUGGUUAUUUAAUGAACUAGCUGAAGGGAACGUUAGGUGCAUCCUGAAAGCGACAAACAAGGCUAAAUUACAGAUCACACAGACAGCUGAUGGUUGCAGACUAGCCAAUGGGGUUGUUUGACAAGUUGGCAGGAUGGCUGGGGCUGAAGAAAGAGGUGAAUGUGCUGUGUCUUGGCCUGGACAACAGCGGAAAAACCACCAUCAUCAACCACCUCAAGCCCUCUAAUGCCCAGGCACAAGACAUUGUCCCAACCAUUGGUUUCAGCAUAGAGAAGUUCAAGACAUCCAGUCUCUCCUUCACAGUGUUUGACAUGUCUGGUCAAGGCAGAUACAGAAACCUCUGGGAGCAUUACUACAAGGAAGGACAGGCUAUCAUAUUUGUCAUUGAUAGCGCAGACAAACUGAGGAUGGUUGUGGCCAAAGAAGAACUGGACACGUUACUAAAUCAUCCUGAUAUUAAACACAGGAGGAUCCCCAUCCUGUUCUUUGCAAACAAGAUGGAUGUCAGGGAUGCUCUAUCUUCUGUCAAGGUCUCACAGCUGCUCUGUUUGGAAAACAUCAAAGACAAACCCUGGCACAUCUGUGCCACAGAUGCUCUGAAAGGAGAAGGAUUACAGGAGGGAGUCGACUGGUUACAAGAUCAAAUAAAAACAAUGAGAACAUGAGGACCUGAGGAAGGACACGCUGGAAGUAACAGCAUCCACGGACGUCUUUUUAUGAAAGAUCUGUUGACCGUGUUUCCAGAGGUACAAUGGGAUAGUAAUGUUUUUUAAUAGGGUAUUUACAUGGUUUUUGGAUGUGUGUAAUUGAGUGGAAAAAUUAGAAGAUAAUUUGAUCCUCUGGUACAAGUAAGAACACUAGAAAUGCAUCCACAGACAGUCAAUUGAGCAACUUUAGAUCAUUUAUUUUGGCUAAGUUCUUAUUUUCUGUACAGUUUUAUUGAGUUUAAACUGAUAAAUACAGGUGUUCAAAGGAACAAAAACAUUUUAAAAAUUCUGCUUCCACCUACAACAUUCCCCCCGCUAUUUUUCAUUAUUUUUGUGUACCAGAGGUCAUGAUAAACUAUAGCUGCUCUUAAAUAAGUCAUUGUGGUUGGUGCUGUCUUUCUUUUAAGCAGCAUUAAAUCCUGAGAAGUCUUGAAGAAAAGACAUGAUUUUGGCUGCCGUGUUAUAUUGCAUGUUUUAGCCCUUACAUUACCCCCCUGUCAGACAAAUGGUAUGUGCCAGUUUCCCUAAAGAAACAAGCUUAACAGUCAGUUGAUUCCAUCUCUUUACACCGGCUCACCAUUACUAAUAUUAGCUAUGGUGUAGCCAUAUGUGCUAUGAUUAUAUUUAUUUCCUCUGCACCUUUACAGCAUGGGAUAAAUGCUCUUGCGAGCUGGUGACAGCCUGUCUCAAGCCAUCAUGCAUCAUUCUAAAAACCAUUGGCAGAAUGGAAAAAAAAACGUGAUUUUUGUAUGUACUGAGCUAAAACAUUCACAGUGUCCUGUAAGGAAAAUUGUUUCCACCUCUGAAAUAUGCCAAAUGCUCCAUUUCAUUUUCUUUUUUCUCAUCUCUCAGGGCCUCUGUAGAUAUAUUGUUCAGUCAAGUGUCAUUUACUUCUUCUGCAGAGGCAAAUUUUCUGGUAUUUAUUUGACUUCUACCAAAAAUCUUCAUGCAUUCCAGUUUACAUCGCCUUUCUCAAACUUGCAUAUAGCCAUCUCAUUAAAACUAUAUCUUAACUGCAGCUAAUACUUCAUGUAGCUCUGCUCAUGUUUGGUUGACAUUGCUCUUUUUUAGUAGCUGUGAAAAUAUAUUUUGCAUAUCGAAUAUCAUAAUUGUAACUAAUUCAGUGUUUUCUAGGAUUAAGUAGAUUCUGUGGUACAUGUUACUUGUGGCUGAGUGAAUAUAUAUAGUAGUCAACUUAGCUGUAACAAGUGAUAAAACGUUGUCAUAAAUGAAUGUCAAGUUAGUUAGCCUGUAAAGUUUGUUUAAAAGUUAAAACUUCUCUUUACAAAGCUAAUUUCCAACUAGUAAUUUUAUCUUUGCCUUAUUUUGUUGCUCAAAGAAAAAAAUCUAUAUUUAAACAAACUGCUUCUCACAAUUAACUCAUAGUAAUUUCAGUUAUUCAAAGGCAGACAACUAAAAAAUAAACAUCUGCUCUGUCUCCACAAAGUUUCUAAUGCAAGUUUUUGUCCUGAAAGCUUGUGUCAAAACAUCACAGAUCACAUUGUGGUUGCUUCUUUUUUGUCUGAUUGGAGUUUGCCAAUCUCCAUCACCUCAACCAAGCUUUUUAGCAAAUAAAGAGGUGUUGCACUGUUUUUGAAUAGUUUCAAGGCAAAAGGAAAUAACUGACAUUUGUUAUACAAUCUUUUAAGAUGAUAGUCAUUUUAUAUACUCUGGUAUAUUGUUUAUAAAUGUCUUAUCUGUAAACUCUGUUUUAGUACUAUAAACAUCACAAAUUGCAGAAACUACAACUUGUAACACUCCAAAAAUGAUUGUUUCCCCCACUAACAUUUGAAACUGAAGUGAAUAUGGACAGAAAAUAUCAGGGUGAGAUUAAUAUUUGGAGCUCCUUCAGGAGUGUAUGAUACGGCUUUAUACAGUAAAUCUAGCAUCUUUGAUUGACAGUCAUGUUUUGAAAAAAGACUUUGUUCAUGGUUUCAAAUGUUAAAUGUAGAAUGUAUUACAAGUUUAUGGAUGAACAGGACAAAAUGAUUCCUCUUAGUUUUGGGAAUUUUUAAAGUUUGGAAUGAUGAAGAGUCAGUUCAUGGUUAUGGUUCAUCAGGUCGGUUCAACAGAUUUACCAACCAGAGAAAACUUCACAGGUGCAUCUCAUUUAGAGUAACAUAAAGUUUGUCCCUAUCAGACAGUUUGAAAUGUUUUUACCCUGAAAGUUGUAGAUCAUGUAGUGUUUCCACUGCAAGGAAACAUUUCCAGUGAAAACAGGACCUUGUUACUUGAAUCAGUGUCUCUGGGGACAGUGUCCUUUUUACUGCCACUGGGUGACACCCAAGUCCAAAAUAUUCAAAUCGUAGAUGGUGGAUUCAAGGGCACCACAUUGAUUUGGUUUUUUUUGCAAUAUAUUGUCUAUUACUAAGUGGGGAAUAUUUCAGAGUGGUGAUUUACUGGGAGACGUUUGGUCAACGUUCAUAACCUCCAGACAUCUUACUUCACAUUUUCAAAACAAGGAAAAGGUCCUUGUGAGAUCAUGUUUCAUAUCCUUCAGACAUCUAUUUCAAAACAAGGACUGUCCAAGCACUUAUUCACUUCUGCUUCAUAGACAUUAUAGAUUCUUCUUUCAAACCGUAUCAUCAGAUGAGUUACAUGUAUUUUGUUUUUACACUGUAUGUGUUGAUUUUCAAAGAAUAAAUGCAGUGGAAAACAAA
This is a messenger RNA of Lates calcarifer (barramundi perch), 3477 nucleotides long. It is a transcript of the gene arl6, whose product is annotated as ADP-ribosylation factor-like 6. Gene Ontology annotation, molecular function: GTPase activity; GTP binding. Gene Ontology annotation, biological process: protein localization to cilium; cilium assembly; vesicle-mediated transport. The coding region runs from base 218 to 775 and encodes 185 amino acids. Gene Ontology annotation, cellular component: cytoplasm; axoneme. Lineage: Eukaryota; Metazoa; Chordata; Actinopteri; Centropomidae. The transcript is spliced from 8 exons. The record is from RefSeq and is a predicted model, not a curated record.